Molecule: messenger RNA, 1921 nt
Organism: Elaeis guineensis (African oil palm)
Lineage: Eukaryota; Viridiplantae; Streptophyta; Magnoliopsida; Arecales; Arecaceae
Cellular component (GO): plasma membrane
Source: RefSeq, a predicted model, not a curated record
AUGCCCACUCGCUUUCCCUAUGGCCAACAGCUUGCACAGUUGAGUAGUGGCCACAGUAGCGGUAGUAAUCAUAGAUUUCACCGCCAUCACCACCGCUCCCCUCCAUCCUCGGCCGAGGUCGCGACAAUGGGAGGCCACGCGCUGCUCCCUCCCACUUCGCCUCUCCUCGGCGCUGUUCUCCUCCUCUUCUGUCUGCAAGAACUCUGCUGCAAAUUGGAUGAUGUAAUUGUUCAUGGAUUUCCAUUGUUGCAUCAGAUGGACUCUGUGCCGAUAGAAGAAAAGGAGGUUAUGAUGCCUGAUACUUCCCCGAACAGUUCUCCUCAACCAUUUGUUCCUCUUCUCGCACCUUCGCCAAUGACACCAUUUUUCAACAAUAGUACACCAAAAUUAUCAGGACGAUGUACAUUAAACUUCUCAGCUGUUGACAGCUUGAUAAGUACAACUGCUGUCGAUUGCUUGGCCUCCUUUGCUCCUUUCUUGGCCAAUGUUGUCUGUUGCCCCCAGUUUCAGGCCACCCUGGUCAUUCUGAUAGGGCAAUCAAGUAAAAACACAGGAAUGCUCGCUUUGGAUUCUACUCAUGCAAACUAUUGCCUAUCAGAUUUUCAACAGAUCUUAGAAAGUCGUGGGGCCAGUAAUAAUCUUCAAAAAAUUUGCUCGAUCCACCCACUAAACCUCACUGAAGGCUCUUGCCCUGUCAAUGAUAUCAAUAAUUUUGAGAGUGCUGUUGACUCCUCUAGACUUCUGGCUGCCUGUGGGAAAGUUGAUGCUGUGAAUGAAUGUUGCAGCCAAAUAUGUCAAAAUGCUAUACUUGAAGCUGCCAGGAAGAUUGCUCUGAGAGAUGGUGGCUUGACGAGUAUGGAUAUUCCUAACAACUUGCCUGAGCACUCCUCUAGAAUUGAUGGUUGCAGAAGUAUUGUCCUCAGGUGGUUAUCCAGUAGACUUGAUCCAUUAUCUGCCAAGCAUGUACUUAGACGAAUAUCCAACUGCAACGUUAAUGAAGCAUGUCCUUUAGAUUUUCCAGAUACCACAAAAGUUGCAAAGUUUUGUGGGAACAGGAUCAAGAAUCAUACUGCAUGCUGCAGUUCCAUGGACAAUUAUGUAGCUCACUUGCAAAAGCAAAGUUUCAUAACCAAUUUACAAGCAUUGGAUUGUGCUGCAUUGCUUGGUCUGAAGUUGCAAAAAAUGAAUGUUGCCACAAACAUCUAUAGUUUCUGCCAGAUAACUCUCAAAGAUUUUUCACUCCAAGUUGGAUCUCAAGAGUCUGGAUGCCUCCUUCCAAGCUUGCCAUCAGAUGCAACAUUUGACCCCUCUUCUGGAAUCAGCUUCACCUGUGAUUUAAAUGACAAUAUUGCAGCUCCAUGGCCCUCUGCAUCCAGACCUCCAACAUCUUCCUGCAACAAAUCUGUCAACUUGCCGGCACUUCCAGCUGCAACAUCUGCACACAUUGGUGAAAAUGGAAUGGACAUGAAGCUUCCCUUGUUCAUUGCUUUAUUACUAGCUCUUCAAAUGCUUUCAUGAUCCUGCGAAGAUGGCAGUUUCAAUCAUUAUUAUAUCUGCAAGGAUGAUGCUGCCAAACAGCUGGGACAAGGCUUGAUGGUUAUGGUUUGUGGUGCUGCUGGGCUGAUCUUUUGGUUCAUCACAUCUUGGAAACUAAGGAUUCAAUGGAAGGCUUUGCCCAGCAGUAGACAACGUUCUGCAACAGGCUUUUUAUUGGAGUUCUGGCAACCAUGAUUCUUGCAAGCAAUGUAAUAAUACUGGCAAAGGGAGGGGAAAAAUCCAGAGUGAGGAAAUAUGUAAUUAUUUAGAGAUGUGUGGUCCCAUUUGGAGCUUCUUCAUAGAAUAUUUUCCUAGAUCUCGUUGUCUGCAAUCGAAUGUAAAUUUAAGCCAAUCAAUACAAACAUCUCUUCUUGGUGUCCGCUAA